AUGACAUCACAUAAAUUUUCAUCUUGCAUCGCAUCUCAGCCUGCCACUCCUGCUGAAGCCCCACAGUCUGUGGCCUCAGACUCGGACCCUGGUGCGACUUCAGCAAGUGCUGCAGCGUCUGCCGCCACCCCGAGGUCUUUCCUGCGCCCCCCGCUGAGUUUGUCAAUGUUCACUAAAUCACGUUUUGGUGGGUCAAAGUCUGACUCACUAAAGCCCAAUUUAGUGGCUAGUCCUUCUCCUCCUUCUCCAUCCUCUGUGAGGACCCCGAGCUCUUCUCCUCUUCUUGCACCAUCCCCUUUGAGGACCCCGAGCCCUGCACCAUCCUCUGUGAGGACCCCGAGCCCUGCACCAUCCUCUGUGAGGACACCGACCCCUGCACCAUCCUCUGUGAGGACACCGAGCUCUUCUCCUCUUCCUCCUUCUCCUCUUCCUUCUCCAUCCUCUGUGAGGACCCCAAGCCCUUCUGUAAGCAGCAGCCUUGCAGUAGCCCCUGAUGAGUCUGGAGGAGUUCCUUCAGCAGCUGCUGCGGUUGCAGCUUCAAUCUGGUUGCUGGGGGAACUGAGCAAGACCAUCCCUGUGCAGGACCACAGGUGGGUUGCCAGCACCCUCUUUCCCUCCGGUAAACUGCGGUCAGAUGUAAAGCUGUGGUAUGAGCCCCCUGUCCCAGCCCUCAUUUACCACCAGACCCCGGCACCCGACAGCUUCUUCACCCAUCGGCUGAUGGUGUGGAUGCCAUACCACCUGUGGAAGGUGAAGGUGUCCUGCCCGGCUUGUGGGAAGCAGCUGACGGGCUAUGGUGUCCACAAGAGGGCUCGAAAGGUCUUAGACAUCGACGGGUAUUACCUGAUGGUGACAGAGACACUCAGGUGCACCGUGUGUUCCCUGAACUAUCUGUCAACCAGUCAGACUGUCCGGGACCAGCUGGACCUGCCCCACCAGAAGCUGUUUCAAAUGAUUCUGACCCGCAAGUAUGCUUGUGACAUACGUGUCAUUCGGCUGCUUCAGGACCGGACUCUCGGCAACAGUCCAGCACGACUGGCGAAGCAGCUCCGGGAGAACCACGGUGAGAAUUGGCUGAACCGGUUGGCACACUAUGUGGGGGAGUGUGCUAACUUUAUGGAUCAGCCCAGCCUCUUCCCAGUGAUCUGCCAGGAGCCCCCGGAGCCCAUCCACGUCCCCACCAGUCGCUGGCUGCUGACCGUCUACAGCAGGGACAUCCUCUCCCGUCUGGACCACAUUAAGGCCAGCAUCACCUCCACGUUUGGUUCCAUCUUAAAGAUGGAUUCAACCAAAAAUAUCACAAAGAAGCUGGCUGGCCACGGCAGAGGGACAGCUCUCUGGCUGACCUCAAUCAGCAACGAAGUUGGCCAGGUCCUGACCAGUGUCCUGACAGUGCAGGAGGGGCCAGGACUGGACAGGAUGGUGUCUGGAGUGAUGGAGCGGUACCGCCAGGCAUGUGUCCCCCCGCCUGUGCUGCUGUAUGUGGACUGUGGCUGCUGCGUGAGCGAGGGCGAGAGCAAGCUGCAGACCAGGUUUGCACAGUGGCCAGACAUCCACAUAAGACUGGACAUCUGGCAUUUCAUGAGGAGGCUGGCUGUCGGUUGCACCACCGAUGCUCAUCCCCUCUACCCCACCUUCAUGGGCUGCCUGUCUGCAUGUAUCUUUGAGUGGGAUGCAGGGGACCUCAGUCUGUUGCGGCAGGCUAAGAGAGAGCAGCUCAGACAGGAGGGAGAAUCACUAAGAAGGAGCUGA
Messenger RNA from Micropterus salmoides (largemouth bass), 1752 nucleotides. RefSeq lists its product as uncharacterized. The record is from RefSeq and is a predicted model, not a curated record. The coding region runs from base 1 to 1752 and encodes 583 amino acids. NCBI's taxonomy places the organism in Eukaryota, Metazoa, Chordata, Actinopteri, Centrarchiformes, Centrarchidae. The transcript is spliced from 7 exons.